AUGCCGUCUUCAGACUUCGAGUCAGAAUACUCUGAUGAUGAUUUUGUAGUGCCCAGUACCCCCGACGGUGAUGGACCUCCUCGCCCUGCCAAACGGCGUCGCGUGCAACUCCCCUCACGCGGGGAAGAAGAUGAUGGCGAGGAGACUGUUUCCGAGACUGACUCUUUCUCUGAUUUUGACGAGGAUCUACCGAACUAUCACGAAUCCCGGGAAGCAUUAGAAGACCAACGAUCAAAGUCUCGGAGCUUCGUACCCAAACAGCGCAACUUCCAGGAAAACAUGUUUGUUACUCAACUCACACAACCUCACUCCAGCCCUGAGCGGAUUCGCGGCCCCGAUCCUGAUCCGCCACCUCCUCUACCUAUGGCCCCCUCUCCUCACCUUUCUCCCACAAAUGCGACGAGGAGAGAAUCUAAUCACUACUACGACGAGGAGGAAGAGCUGCGAGCAGCGUUGGCAGCAUCGCUAGACGCAUUCGAAGAAGAAAAGUCAUUCAGAACUGCGGUGAACACUAGUAAAUCGAAAUGUACAGGCCCGCCUCGACCUGUGUCACAUCAUGAGCAGAGGAAUGACUCCAUGGACGUCUCAUUUGAGUUGGAAGAUUUACCGGAGGAUGCUUUCGAUUCCUCGCCAGCUCUGUCGCCGGCUGUAUGUAAAGCUCAAUGUCCAACAUUUACAUCGAGCUUCCCGAGGCCUCCAAAUCGACCGCAGCAUCUCCGACAAACUACACUUUUUGGCAUGACUGCCCAGAACGGACCGCCCACGCCACGUGAAGAAGACUUUGCGCUGCCUGAGAAAGUCGAACCCCCGACACAUCAUAAAUUGAACAAAGAUGCACUCGAUCAAUGGUGGUAUCCAACAAAUCUGGGCACUAUUCGAGACUACCAGUUCAAUAUCACCCAGAAAGGCCUCUAUCACAAUUUACUGGUAGCCUUGCCAACUGGACUGGGAAAGACGUUCAUUGCGGCAACAAUCAUGCUCAACUGGUUUCGGUGGACCAAGGACUCUCAAAUUAUUUUUGUAGCUCCCACGAAACCACUAGUUUCGCAGCAGGUGACAGCAUGUCUGGAUAUUGCUGGAAUUCCGCGAUCCCAGACUACAAUGCUUACUGGAGGUGCAUCGCCUGGCAUUCGUGCGGAGGAGUGGCAAUCGAAGCGAGUAUUCUUCAUGACUCCCCAGACAUUGAUCAACGAUUUGAAGACCGGAAUCGCAGAUCCAAAGCGCAUCGUUCUACUGGUUGUAGAUGAGGCGCACCGUGCUACUGGAGGCUACGCCUAUGUCGAAGUGGUCAAAUUUUUGCGAAGGUUCAACAAAAGUUUCCGUGUUCUCGCGCUGACUGCCACGCCUGGCUCUACCGUGGAAUCUGUACAGGCAGUAAUUGAUGGCCUCGACAUUUCGCGAGUGGAAAUUCGCACCGAAAGUUCAAUUGAUAUUCGGGAUUACGUGCACUCUCGUAAUAUCGAAAUUGAGACAUUUGAGAACUCGGAUGAGAUGCUCUUUUGCAUGGACCUUUUAUCAACGACGUUGCGACCUCUAGUGGAUCAACUUCGAACAAUGAAUGCUUAUUGGGGCCGAGAUCCAAUGGGCCUGACAGCGUUUGGUCUUACGAAAGCAAGACAACAAUGGAUGGCAUCCGAUGCCGGCCGAAAUGCCAACUUCGGACUCAAAGGAAAGGUCAAUGCAAUUUUCACUGUCCUGGCAAGUCUGGCUCAUGCCAUAGACUUGUUGAAGUUCCACGGAAUCGUCCCAUUCUAUCGCCACAUCCUGCAUUUCAAAUCGAACACCGACGGACAGAAAGGUGGCAAGUGGCAGAAACAGGUUGUACAGGAUGAGAGUUUCAAGAAGCUCAUCAGCCAUCUCGAGCCCUGGUCCAAAAACCCAGAGUUUAUUGGCCACCCGAAAUUGGAGUACCUCAAAUCCGUAAUCCUGAAUCACUUUAUGGAUAGAGGCGAAGGCAACGAAAAUAUUGAUGGUAACAGUCAACCAGCAACGCGAGUUAUGAUAUUUGUGCAUUUUCGUGACAGCGCCGAAGAAGUCACGAGAGUGUUGAAGCGAUACGAGCCCAUGAUUCGACCGCAUGUGUUCGUGGGCCAAAGUAGCGCCAAAGGCUCAGAGGGAAUGGAUCAGAAGACCCAACUGAAGAUCAUCCAAGAGUUCAAGAAGGGCACUUACAAUACCAUCGUCGCCACAUCCAUCGGUGAAGAAGGAUUGGAUAUUGGUGAGGUCGAUCUCAUCGUGUGUUAUGACUCCUCUGCAUCGCCAAUUCGCAUGCUGCAACGAAUGGGUCGAACUGGCCGUAAGAGAGCCGGGAACAUUACGUUGCUCCUUAUGAAGGGCAAAGAGGAAGACUCAUACAUCAAAGCGAAGGACAACUAUGAGAAAAUGCAACAGAUGAUAGCCAGCGGCUCUCGGUUCACGUUUCAUGAUGAUCGAUCUGCUCGUAUCCUACCUGCCGGGGUACGUCCAGUGGCCGACAAGCGGAUCAUCGACGUCCCCCCAGAGAAUUCCCAGCGCGAACUGCCCGAGCCAAAGCGCAAAGGACGUGCGCCUAAAAGGCCACCUAAGAAAUUCAAUAUGCCUGACGAUGUGGAGACUGGCUUUACUCGAGCAUCAAGACUUGAAGCAGGUUUCAGUAAAGCCAAGCCGAGAAAGCUUACUCCUGCAAAACGCGUUCGAACUCCAACACCAGAACCAGUCGAAGUCCCAUCUCUGGACGAAGUGGUUCUUAACGAUAAAGAACAACGAGAUCUCGAGCGGCUUUAUCAAAAUAUUGGAGACACAUCGCCACAAUACAUCAGCGUCCCACGCAAUGAUGCAUUUCCUCACCUCCAGCUUGUUCCGAGACCGACCAAGUUUGUUCCGCAUGGCUCCCUUACCUCUCGAAUGAUUGGGACUCUGCAAAAAAUGAAGCAGGCUGGACCUGACUGCGAGGAUUACUACAGGCAAAUCCUGGCUCGAGAACCCAUCGAACCCAAAGAGACAUCAACAACAGAGUAUCGGCGCAGCAAUAAUUCAAAAAGACCAUCGAAGAAUUCAACUUCUUGCCAAAGGGCAGACCUAGACUCUGAUAUUCAACACAAACGAUCAUCUCCCCUCUUUGUUGGCGACUUUGACGAUGAUUCUGACUCUGAUCUACCGGACAUAAACACGCUCCUUAGUAGUGCGUCAAAGGCUAAGGCUCAGGUUGCUCAGAAUGCCCAAAAUCCUAGGGCAGAGAUUGAAGAUGACAACGAAGACGAUUCGUGGAUACUUUGA
This is a messenger RNA of Penicillium maclennaniae, 3255 nucleotides long. RefSeq names its product 3'-5' DNA helicase (gene mph1). Gene Ontology annotation, biological process: double-strand break repair via synthesis-dependent strand annealing; replication fork reversal; interstrand cross-link repair. Bases 1 to 3255 code for a protein of 1084 amino acids. The record is from RefSeq and is a predicted model, not a curated record. The transcript has 2 exons. Gene Ontology annotation, molecular function: four-way junction DNA binding; hydrolase activity; four-way junction helicase activity. NCBI's taxonomy places the organism in Eukaryota, Fungi, Ascomycota, Eurotiomycetes, Eurotiales, Aspergillaceae.